AUGAUAGAGUCCUUCAUGGGAAUAAUGAUUGUCACGAUGUAUGAAAUUAGAUUAGCCUUAAGAGGUGAAAAGGUCGAUUCAUUAUCUCUUAUCUUAGCUUUUGCAAUGCUUAUCUCAUAUUUUAUAUUCUAUUGCUUUGUAUGGUCGAUAUGUUUCUGUGUAUUUAUUGAAAGACAUGAAGCUUACAGAAAAGUUACCUGCUCGGAAGGCCUUGAUGAUUAUGAAAAAUAUGGAAAUAAGAAUGAUGAAGAUAAUGAGAUUCAAAAUAAUAAUGAUGCUGAGAAUAAGAAUAAUCAAAAAGAUUUAGAAGAAAUAGAAGAAGAGCCUGUUUUUUAUGAAGAAUUACUUGCAGAUUUGAGAGGAGAGCCAUUUGCUGUAUUCCAUAUCCCUCUUGUACUCACCAGAAUUCUUGUUUUCACCUUCUUGAUCAUAAUGUUUGAUAGUUUCUCAAAAGGAACUCUUCCAUUCUUGUUCUUAUUUCUUCUCUCAUUCCAGAUUUAUUACCUAUUCCAAUCAAUAAUGGCUCCUAAAUUUGAAUGGUGGCCUCUCAGCAACAUAUACAGGAUAAAUGAGUGAUUCCUUUUGGUAUUCAUCCUCGUAUUUUCAAUGAUGAAGUCAAAGGAAUACUAUGACGAAUGUGAGUUAUUCCUAAUCUUUUCUAGACACUUCUGCAUCAUUCAUAGUCAUACUAAUUUUUGCGAACACAUCUGCUGUAAUCUUCCUCCAAUUGGUAUCCUUUGAGGCUUUAUAUCUAGUGCGGAAAUUACAUCCAAGGAAAGAAGGUGUAUCAAGAGAUUAAGCAAUAUUUCGCAAAUGAACCAAAGGUAAUUCUUGAGUAUUAUAACAGAGAAUAAGACUUAUGUUAAAUCUGAAUGGUUACGGUUUACCAUUGACGGAUUAUUUGAUAGAUAACUGGCUAAUUAUUGGGAAAUUUAGUGACUCAGGUUGAUAAAUUAAUGGUUGGGGUUGAUAUUGCCUCUUUGGUAUAAGUUUAUGUGAGGUGGCUAAAGAUCUCUGAAAAGAGAAGCUAAUUUUUCACCUUGUUUUUGGUUUGAAGAGUUAUUAAAGAGAUAUUGCUAUCAAGUCUGACU
Molecule: messenger RNA, 1091 nt
Organism: Moneuplotes crassus
Lineage: Eukaryota; Ciliophora; Spirotrichea; Euplotida; Euplotidae
Source: the annotation of a GenBank genome assembly